UGUAGGAAGAAAAAAAAAAACGCACGCAGCCGAGAAUCCAAUGGGUCAGUCUCAGCGAGUGGAUUGUGUCUGCAGCUAGUGUUUACGGACUGAGUGACCUCCCGCUGCGGUACACACCUGACAGAGCUCAGUUACUUAGAGAGUUCAGAUUUUCUCCAACAACAGAACCAAAAAGAUUCGCAAAGACGCGCAAUAAUGGCAGCAGAGUUUAGCGCAAAGACUUAUCCGCAUCAUUCCGCGUUGCAUCCGACGGUUGACCUCCCUAGAAAGAUGCAAAGAAGAUACAGAGUGUAUUUCGUUUUCGUAGCAGUGCUGCUUGGAGCGGUUGGGACUCUGGCCAAUAAGGACACAUGUCCGUCAAAGCAGUUUACAACCAAUGGAGAAUGCUGCCAGCAGUGUGCGCCCGGCGACGGUGUCAUCGUACCAUGUGGGGCCAAACAGACUGUCUGUGCUCCAUGUCUUGAUAGUGAAACCUUCUCAGAAAGUUUCAGUCACACAGAGAUAUGCCAACCCUGCACGCAAUGUACAGAUCUAUUCCGCAUGGAAACUCCCUGCACUGACUCCACUGACGCCAUUUGUGUGUGCAACUACGGUUACUACCUGGAUAGAACCACACAGAAGUGUCAACCCUGCACUAAAUGUCCUGAAGGCCAGGGAAUGUUGUACCGCUGUGAGGAUGACCGUGACACAGGGUGUGAGAAUUGCACUGGGGACACAUACUCGGACCAGGAAAGCUCUUGGAAUCCCUGUAUUCCCUGCAGUACUUGCGAUGAUGAGAUGGAAUUAAAGGCCUGCACCCCCUUCAGUGACACAAUUUGUCAAGGUCCGGAUAUCACAGAGACUUCCACUUUUGAGCCCUCCGCGGCCACUUACGAAGACUACACGUUUCAAGAUUUCCCACCAGAGAUCCCUGCGGACAGCAGCACCAGCAUCACCACCACCACCACCACUAAUGGUAAUUCCCAGCAGCGGAUCUACCAGGGUCUGAAUGAUAAACUCAUCCCCAUCUACUGCUCCAUCCUGGCAGCUGUGGUUGUCGGCCUUGUGGCCUUCAUCAUCUUCAAGAGGUGGAAUAGCUGUAAGCAGAAUAAGCAAGGAGCCAACAACUGCACACCCAACCAAAACCAGACACCUUCACCUGAGGGGGAGAAGCUACACAGUGACAGUGGCAUUUCUGUGGACAGCCAAAGUCUGCAGGAGCAGCAGGGCCAGAGUCAGGCACAAACAGUUGUCAACAUGGACGAAGAGCCUUGUUUGCUGCUUCCUCUCCACACCAGAGAAAAAGUGGAGAAGCUGCUGUUUAAGGGGAGCGAUGGAGACGACUGCAACCACAUGCACGACAGCGACUGGAGCAGCUUGGCGACCCUUCUUGGAUACGAGGAGGAGCGGAUUGCGACCUUCCAGCAGGAAGAGCAUCCGGUCUGUGCCCUCCUGUCGGACUGGGCGAGAAAGGACUGCGCCAGCAUCGAAGCACUGUGCACGGCGCUGCGUAAGAUCAAUCGUGAAGACAUCGCCCAAAGCCUGGUGCUCAGCCCAAGUGCCGCAAAAACGACAGUCACUUCUGUAGUGUGAUUUUUAAGCUUAACAGUGAUUUCAAACGUUAACACCCAAACCUUAAAAUAUUCUUCCAUGGCUUCCUCUAUGCUAUUCCCUUAUGAAGCUACCAGUCACAGUGAUGAUCCAGUGCCGUGAAUCCUGAAAAAUAUGUUAAAUCAAUGCAUAAUACAGGGAAUCAGACAAACAUUGAAAGCUAGAUAAUGCUAUGUGAAACCAAAUCCACAUUUAUCCACAAAACAUACAGCAAAUUUGUAAACAAAUGGUCUUGACAAACUUUGCUCUUAACGUCUAUAAUCAUUCCAUUUGGAGCCUGGAUAUCAACCUGCCUGAAGUGAAGGUAUUUUUCAUUCUUGACUCUUGUCCUUCCUCCAGCUUGAUCUUCUGCAUCUUUAAUAUUAUCUUCACUCAGCACAGAUAGCCAGUGCACCCAUUACUGAUAGCACUCAUAAGGCUGUGUUGUACUUUCAAAUCUAUGCUACCAAAGAGAACUACAUUUUCCUCAGUCGCUCACACGUUAUAUUAUUUCAGUGCCAUGUUAGACUGUUUAAAUUUAAGUUGACAAAUGGCUCAAACCUGUUACUGCUACUGGAUGAGGCCUGCAUGCAAGUGAGUGUCUGGAUCUUUGCAAAUGUGACAACCUGAGGAAGUGAUGCUCGGACGCAUUUCAAGUGAAACUGUUCUCUUUCCAGAAAAAAAGCUGUUACUGUUCUUUUAAAUAUUUGUAUUUGAUUUAAGACAUGGAGCUGUAGCAGCAGUACACGUGUAAUUUAUCUCAGUAUCAGCUUCAUCUUAUGUUGCUUCUGUGGACUCACCCCACCCCCCCCAAACAAGUGCUAUAACAACUGCCUGGACUUUGCCAACUAGGUGGACUGUGGGGCCAGGUCAUUGACCGAGGCAACAUGACUCCAGCCUGUGUGCUCAGACCUAUCUGCAUAACACAGAAACUCACAGACAGACUCCAUACUGACCCAGAAAAGGGAAGGACGUGGAAUUCAAAGCUCACAUAACAACCAUGUAUACAACAUGUAGAUAUGCAGGCUAAUGCACACACCAGAUAUAGACAUACUUGACAUACAUACGCAAAUACAGUAUCUAGGCUUGCAUGCAUGUACUGUACACAAACACACACGAAUACAUACACAAAUACAUACACAGAUACAGUAGCUCAUGUAUGCAUUUGCAUUCUUAUUUAUAGCAAAGGGCACAGAACUGUUCGGAUCCUGUCAUAUAUGGUAUGGAGUAUUCUCACAAAGGGACCAUAUACUGUUAAUUGUCAUUAAUAGUAGCCAAUAUUAGAUAACUGUGUGUCUAAUAUUGUUCAAAAUGAUAUAAUUUGUAAUUUGCACUGUAGAUAGUAAAAUGCUACAUUAACAGUAAACAGCAUGCAAAAAGUAGCAACUCAUUGUCAGCCAGUGAUCCACAAAAACAUACAAUAUACAAACUGUACGAAACAACCAGGAAGCAAAAGAAAAAUCACUUGAUUUUCAAUAUUGUUUGCUUCAUUUUUAAGAAUGUCUCGAUUGACUGCGUUACUACAUGAAUAUUUGAUCUGUUAUGGCACCCUGCAACUAACCAAACACAAAGGGUGCUGUGUUUAUCGAGUCCAAUGAUUUUCGCGAGUGACAAUCCUUCAAAUAGUCUAAUAAGACCGAGGAAGAAAAAAAAAGAGGGGUGUCUUGUUUCUUCUUUGUUUGGAACAAUGACCUUCGGAUAAAAGGCGAGUCAGUGGAGACAUAAAUUAAAGGAUGUGGGAUGAAUUCAGGCAAGGGGAAGGGGAAAAGUUUUGGAUUACUGAAAUGUAAAGGUGAAACCCAGGAAUCUUCAGUUGCAUUAAUUAGACGGUUUACGCGUAAGCAUGCAUUCAUCUAUUCACAGCAUUAUGGUCUCUCUACGUUGUGCCAACUUGGUUUGGAUUUAUCAAAGCACAUUCUACAUUGUGCUUAUAUUUAUGUUAAGGCCUUCAACUUUUUUCUUUUUUUUUUUCUUCAUGGAAAAUAAUUGAAGGAUUGCUCCAUAAAAUCCACAUAUAUCACCAACUUCAGCUGUUACUGAAUGCAGAUUGUCACUAACCAUUAGCUUACUGAGCGUUACUUUAAAUGAAGGUAUUCUCAUUACUCUGUAAGGGUUGUUGUAUUUAAUUCUCACAUAACAACUGUACAUGGUAUUAUUUUUGUUUUUGUUCUAUAGAUUGUAGCACUUAAAUGUGUAAUUAAUGUAUCUACUUCUGGCAUCACAAAUGCCUCGGAGUGUUUUCAGGUGUCUGAUGAUGUUUUGUUUUUAGGUAUCUUGUAUAGUGCAUCUUCUUUUUAAAAAACAAAACAAACAAACUUGUAAAUAUUGGUUUUCUUGAUUUCAAUUGUAAAUAAUGUGACUUUUUCUACAUUAUAUCUUAGUUAAAGCCUGGAAGGGGUCAUUGUGUAAUAUCUAGUGUAUGUAAACAACUUUUAGGGCUGUUGAAAAAAGGAGCAAGGGAAGGGAAGGGAAGUGCCUCAUUGAGACAAUUAAUAAAUUAUUCACCUUCAGUUCUGCUAAACUAAGACUAAAUUUAAAAUACAUUUAAUAUGGUUCAGGAUUUAAAAGGUUUUAAUGGUCCUGCUAGAAAACCACCCCACAAGUAUCCCUCAGGUUCAGUCCCAGAAACAACAUUAUGAUACGCUGCAAUGUCAUUUGGGAUGUAAAAGCCACAAUAUGACAUUUUGAGAAGUCUUUAUUCCCUUUCUUGCCCACAGUUAGAUAAAGAGCAUUACUACUGUUGUUGCUAUAUAGUAUAAAAUAAAUUAAGCUACAAGGACUGGAACAAAACAAAUGCUUCCUCUGAAAAACUGAAAAAUAACAAGUAGGGGGUGUAACAUGGGGCUUAUGCAUCUGACUGUAUCUUUAGACAGAACCAGACUAGUCCCUUCAAUUUCUAUAGCACAUUUAAAAACAGGCAUUGACCCAGAGUGUGUUCUGUUCAACGUAGAUCCUUUAACCAUUUAAAUAUACAAUAAUACAUGGAAUAAAAUAGUCCAAAUAUAAAGCAGGUUGUGUAAAGCAAAUACCUAGAAAGAAGUACAAAACAAUCUAGCUGUUCCAGUUCAUGCUAAGCCAGCUGCCAUAUAUACUCAAAACAUUAAAAUGCAAUAAAUAUAAUUAAAAAAUGCUAGCUUUACAACAUGAUAUACAAUAUACAAAAACCCACAACAAAAAAUAAUAAGUGAUCUAUCAAGAAAAAUAUCCAUGCCUACAUAAUCGCAUUCCUUAUGAUGGUUUUAAAUUUGACAUAAGCUGCAUGUAAUUGUGUUAAAGUUUAGGUCUUUCUGUACAUUGAGCAAAAUUAAGUUGAAUUACUAUCAUUUAUCUAGAAAAUAAACAAUGCAAAUGCUAAUCUGGGAUACUUUUUAUUGUUAAUGAUUAAAAUUGUGGGUUGUGCCAAGCUAACCUGGCUGGCUGCUGAGUGUAGCUGGAUUAAUAUGUAACCAUUUGGCCUUCCUAAAAUGUCUAUUUCAUUCAAAAGCACGCAUCCCUUAUACAUUUGUACAUUUGGACGUAAUUUCCAGUAGCUGAUAGUUAUACCAGUAUUCAUAAAUACUAUUACAUGUGUAUAGGUUAUAUAGUAUUGCACUGCAUAUGGUAUAUAUCAUAAAGGCACAUCUUUCAGGGGGUAAUAGGCUGAUAGAGAGAUUUAAGUCUCAUUUGUCUUGAAUGUCUUAAAAAUUUGCACCAGCUCAUUGGCUAAUCUGAGAGUUAAAGCUCUUUGCCUCAGACCUGACAAGCUUUCCUGACCAAUAACAAAGUGAAUCACACAAAACUGCCUUAAUAUGACUUUGCUCUACUAAAUUAAGUCAUUUUCUUCUUGGCAACUGCAAGAAACUGGAGGGCCUCCUCUCUACUUUGGUUUUAUGAUGCUUAAAGGGAUUACUUUGGUUUAACAGAUGUCUUCAAUAAUAUCCAUCACAAUAGAAUGACCUUCCUUGAAGGCUCUUUGUUCAAUGUACCAUGGGAUAGUAAACACAAUAAAAUUUCAGAAGCUGCAAUUGAAUAUGGAUGCUUUUCCCUGGAUAAUAUUUGUUGAUUCCAAGGGCUAACAGUAACGUGAAAAUGGGGGUUGUGGUCGGGUGUUUAAAAGGCUGCCUUUGGAGGGUAAGGCCCUGGUAAUGUAGCUCAUACUGACAAGACUGAUAGCAAAACCAUAACUGAACUGUACACAUCUGAAAAUCAUUGUCCCUUGUAUACGAAUACAUAUAUUGCUCUAUACUUAAUGUGAAUUUGCUAAAACUUUACUGCAGACAAGCAGUGAAACCAAUAAUAAAGCUCUUAAAGCCA
Molecule: messenger RNA, 5862 nt
Organism: Archocentrus centrarchus (flier cichlid)
Lineage: Eukaryota; Metazoa; Chordata; Actinopteri; Cichliformes; Cichlidae
Product: tumor necrosis factor receptor superfamily member 16-like
Exons: 6
Coding region: 196-1572 (458 amino acids)
Biological process (GO): Rho protein signal transduction
Cellular component (GO): plasma membrane; cell surface
Molecular function (GO): death receptor activity; coreceptor activity; nerve growth factor binding
Source: RefSeq, a predicted model, not a curated record